AUCUGUUCAGUGUACAGUGGAAAUACAAAAGAGGGAGUGAAUACUUGCACCCGAGGGGUCACAGGUUUUACUCUAUUUCCAUUUUUUGUACUCCCAAUAGCUGCUAUUUGUUUCCCUGCUUGUGGUGUGCCUAGCACAGUACUUUACGUACAUGGUCUUAUAUAAUCCUCAAACAUCCCUGAAAAAUGGGUGUUAUUACUUCUAUACAGAAGAAAAGGAAGCUCAGACAGAUUAAUAAUGUUCCCACGGUCACACAGCUGAAAGCUAGCUCGGAUCCGAAGAGGUCUUAAAACACUAGAUUAUAAUCUCCUAAAGAGAGUUACUUUAGGUCAGGGGUCAUGUCUUAUGUUUCUGUGUACCCGACCUAGGUCUUAGAAGAUGCCUAAUAAACGUCAGUUGAAUGAAUGAAUGAAUGCCUUUCACUUUCUCCACGAGAAAAGCACGUGGCGACGUCACAGUGAAACCUCCCAGACAUGAGGGGGCGCUGUACCGAUUUCAGCGCAGUAGGGUCGGGCUGCGCACACCUAGCUCCGUCUCUCCCUUGGCUGGAGCUCAGCCAAUCCCUGUGCUCGAGAGAACCCGCGGCCAGUGGGCGGGGUCACAGAACAACGCCCCGCGGGCCGUCGGGAGCCGUGACAUCCGUGCUCCCGGCUAGCGGGUGGAGAGCGGGGCCAGGCCGAGGAGUGCGGGCUGGGCCGCAGAUUAUUUCAGGGACCUGACUGUGCAUAAAGCAUAGUACCCUCUGGCAUUACUCUGCAGCAGCUGGCUGCUCAGUAAAUGGUGCCAGGAAACUUGAUGUCAUGUGGCCUGUGUUUUGGACCGUGGUGCGUACCUAUGCUCCCUAUGUCACAUUCCCUGUGGCCUUCGUGGUCGGGGCUGUGGGCUACCACCUGGAAUGGUUCAUCAGGGGAAAGGAUCCCCAGCCAAUGGAGGAGGAAAAGAGCAUCUCAGAGCGCCGGGAGGAUCGUAAGCUGGAUGAGCUGCUGGGCAAGGACCACACUCAGGUGGUGAGCCUUAAGGACAAGCUGGAGUUUGCUCCCAAAGCUGUCCUGAACAGAAACCGCCCGGAGAAGAACUAAUGGAGGACAUAGGGCCAUAUGGUCCACAGGGCUGAGACUGGUUCUGCCAUGUCAUCCCAGCCCCAGAACAUACAUCUGAUUUGCUUUGCUGCUUAUUCUGGCCCCUCCUGCACCCCACAACCACACUGUACUGGCUGUUCCUUUUUGGCCAGGCAGGCACAACAGCAGCUGAGGGGCCAGCAAAGAGGAAGGCUGCAUCUGUUGAAUCAGGUCCACAACUGCUCAGGCUUCUGGGCUUACGUGGGUGCACUGCACAGAGGACUGUUAUGGAAUGAACAUUGGUUCUCAGACUACCUGGGGAGAUGGUUUGGUCUCAGGUGGGAGGGCUGGGAUUUGGAUGUUGCCUUUAAGAGGGGUCCACACAUGUCAAGUUCUAGUUUGCACUGGGAAAAGUUCAAAAAUCUACCUGGCUUCCUCAAUUGAUUCACCCUCUUUCAUGUUCAUUCUUUCAGAAAUUCUGUUAGCUCAGGAAUGGGAUUCUCCAGGGAAGGAAAGCAUUUUUCUGUUGUCAGAAGCUCAGGCUGCUCACCUUGGGACAGGGAGGAACAUGUGCCUGGUGAAUUUGCUUGAAAACAAUCACUGUCUUCCACUCCUCACUGAUGUGUAAUGAAAACCUUGAUUAAAGUGGCAACUGAGCACCUGUUGAUUGAA
Molecule: messenger RNA, 1730 nt
Organism: Ictidomys tridecemlineatus (thirteen-lined ground squirrel)
Lineage: Eukaryota; Metazoa; Chordata; Mammalia; Rodentia; Sciuridae
Gene: Smim12
Product: small integral membrane protein 12
Source: RefSeq, a predicted model, not a curated record